AUGCGUUACAACGUCGUCCUCGCUACGCUCUCUGCGUUUACCGCGGUUGCUUCCGCCCAGAACCUUUCUGCGACAAUCGAUCCCGCCUCCGUGGAUUCUGUAACCAAAGGCCAAUGGUGCAACGCCCAGUAUCAGACUUGCAACAUCCUUUGCGCCCAGAGCCCGACCAAGGAUGACUGCAUAACGGAAACCCUGAACUACACCUGCACCUGCCAGGACGGCAAGACUCCGGAGCUGGAAAAAUACAUCCAGACUAUCCCGACUUUUGAGUGCGAAACUGCCUUCGCGAGAUGCCAGGCGGCAAAUGCCAUGGAUGCCAUAGCGCAAGGAAAGUGCAAGGAGAUCAAGAACCAAUGCGGUACUCUUGACCCCGCCAAGGCCACGAUUGCUAGCCCCAGCUCUUCCACCACCGCCGCUCCCACGACCAGCAACACCGGCACCGCGGAUUCGGCUGCGGCGACUACUACUGCUCCCAGCACCUCGACUUCCAAGGCCGCCGCUCCGACGAACCUUGCCUACCUUGGAAACGGCGUCGCUGCGGUUGCUGCCGGCCUCUUUGCUGCCGCGCUGCUUUGA
Lasiosphaeria miniovina is the source of this 576-nucleotide messenger RNA. RefSeq lists its product as uncharacterized. Bases 1 to 576 code for a protein of 191 amino acids. The transcript has 4 exons. The record is from RefSeq and is a predicted model, not a curated record. NCBI's taxonomy places the organism in Eukaryota, Fungi, Ascomycota, Sordariomycetes, Sordariales, Lasiosphaeriaceae.